AAAAAAAUAUUUUUUUUUGCUGCAUUCCCCUCCUUCCACCCUCUACCUUGGAGCAUGAAGUACUCCAAGAAGAGAGAGUUGUUUUCGGAAAGUAGAUUGUUAUGCUGCGAGUGAACAAGAUUUGGACUUCCCCAAAGAUUUGCAGUUUGUUGGGGGAGAACUGUGUGGGAGGAGGGACAGCAACGCGGUGCAAUCAACUAUCAGAAGGGUCAAAGUCAGUAGAGAGGAAUCUGGGAAAUAACAAGUUGGUAAUACGUAUUCCAGCAUCUUUCAUGAAUGCAUGGCUCCUUUUAGGUCUUUAAAUUUUUUACUUUCUUGCUUGAAACUGAACAAUUGAGGCAUUGAUUCGACAUUAGCCAGUAAAUGCUGUGAGCAUAAAGUGAGAACUUACCAGGACAUUGAAAGCACCCAGGGGUGAAUAACCAGUGCUUAAAAAGUUAACAGAUCUUUUGGCGGUCACACAUAUAUGUAGAUAUAUCGAUAUAAUCAGGAUUAUUUUAAUAACUUCCAGUAAUCUUUAAGAGGUUUGUCAAACAUGGCUUCCCCUCCACACCAGCAGCUGCUGCAUCACCACAGCACAGAGGUAAGCUGUGACUCCAGUGGAGACAGCAACAGUGUCCGGGUAAAAAUCAAUGCCAAGCAGCAUUUGGGCUGUUCCUCCAAUCCUCACCCUAAACACUGCAAGUAUAGCAUCUCUUCCAGUUGUAGCAGCUCAGGUGAAUCAGGAGGGGUUCUCAGAAGAACCGGAGGUGGAAACCGAGGCCUCCGCAGGAAAAAGAAACUCCCGCAGCUUUUCGAGAGAGCUUCUAGUAGAUGGUGGAACCCCAAAUUUGAUUCUACCAACCUAGAGGAGGCUUGCAUGGAAAGGUGCUUUCCACAGACCCAGCGCAGGUUCCGCUAUGCUCUCUUCUACAUCAGCGUGGCCUGCCUUCUUUGGGGCAUCUAUUUUGGUAUCCACAUGCAAUCUAAAAUGAUUGUUUUUGUGGUGCCAACUCUGUGCUUCCUUUUGGUGUGUGGUUUUUUUUUUCUAUUUACCUUCACUAAGCAUUAUGCUCGGCAUUAUGUGUGGACCUCACUGAUCCUCAUUCUCCUGGUUUUUAUUCUGACUCUAGCUUCACAGUUUCAGGUUUUGACACCUCUCUCAGGAAGUGAUGACAGCUUCAAUCAUACUCCCCUUGCCAUAUCCACAGAUAUUUGCUUGUCUCAAGUAGGCAGUUUUUCAAUGUGCAUUGAAGUGCUCUUGUUACUCUAUGCUGUUAUGCACUUACCUCUGUAUUUAAGCUUGUUUUUGGGAGUAGCCUAUUCUAUUCUUUUUGAGACCUUUGGGUAUCAUUUCCGAGAUGAAUGCUGUUUCCCAUCACCUGGAAUAAGACCCAUGCACUGGGAGCUGCUAAGCAAAGCUUUGCUCCACAUAUGUAUUCAUGCUAUUGGAAUUCACUUAUUUAUCAUGUCUGAAGUUAGAUCAAGGAGCACAUUCCUUAAAGUGGGACAAUCAAUUAUGCAUGGGAAAGACUUAGAGGUAGAAAAAGCCUUGAAAGAGCGAAUGAUUCACUCUGUGAUGCCAAGGAUCAUAGCUGAUGACUUAAUGAAGCAGGGGGAUGAUGAAAGUGAGAACUCAAUCAAACGACAUUCCACCUCAAGCCCCAAGAAUAGGAAGAAAAAGCCUUCCAUACAGAAAACUCCCAUAAUAUUUCGACCUUUUAAGAUGCAGCAAAUUGAACAAGUAAGCAUUUUAUUUGCAGAUAUUGUUGGUUUCACUAAAAUGAGUGCCAACAAGUCUGCCCAUGCCCUGGUGGGUCUCUUGAAUGAUUUGUUUGGUCGUUUUGACCGUUUAUGUGAAGAUACAAAAUGUGAGAAAAUAAGUACUUUGGGUGACUGCUAUUAUUGUGUAGCAGGGUGUCCAGAACCCAGAGCGGAUCAUGCCUAUUGCUGCAUUGAAAUGGGCUUAGGCAUGAUUAAAGCCAUCGAACAGUUCUGCCAGGAGAAGAAAGAAAUGGUGAACAUGCGUGUUGGGGUUCACACUGGGACAGUUUUAUGUGGCAUUCUGGGCAUGAGGAGGUUUAAAUUUGAUGUGUGGUCAAAUGAUGUGAACUUAGCCAAUCUUAUGGAGCAGCUGGGUGUGGCUGGCAAGGUUCAUAUUUCGGAGGCUACAGCAAAAUAUUUAGAUGAUCGUUAUGAAAUGGAGGAUGGGAAAGUUAUUGAACGAGUUGGCCAGAGCGUUGUUGCUGACCAGUUGAAAGGUUUGAAGACAUACCUAAUAUCAGGUCAAAGAGUCCUGAAAGAAUCCCAUUGCAGCUGUUCAGAGGCGUUACUUUCUGGCUUUGAGGCCGGGGAUGGCUCAAGCUUAUCUUCGGGCCCUAAAUUACAGGGAACGUCAUCACCAGAGAGUGUCAGUGACUUGGCAAAGACUCUUAAAACCUUUGAAAAAAAUAAGACAUGUCCUUCAUGUGGUGUUACAUUUGCUCCCAACUGUGAAGCCAGUCCUGAAGAAGGAGCAAUUCAAAAUGGCUGUCAAGAUGAACAUAAAAAUAAUGCCAAGCAGGCUUCUGGAGGACAUAGUCCAAAGGCCCAAAAUGGACUUUUGAAUCCCCCUCAGGAAGAGAAACUCACCAAUAGCCAGACAUCAUUGUAUGAAAUGUUACAAGAGAAAGGAAGAUGGGCAGGGGUGAGCUUGGAUCAGUCUGCUCUCCUUCCUUUGAGAUUCAAGAACAUACGAGAGAAGACAGAUGCUCAUUUUGUUGAUGUUAUUAAAGAGGACAGCCUGAUGAAAGAUUACUUCUUUAAACCACCUAUUAACAAACUGAGUUUGAAUUUCUUGGAUCGGGAUUUAGAGAUGAUUUAUAGGACCAGCUAUCAGGAAGAGGUUAUAAAAAAUUCUCCUGUGAAGACAUUUGCCAGUGCUACCUUCAGUUCGCUCCUGGAUGUGUUUCUGUCAACAACAGUUUUCCUCAUUCUGUCCAUCACCUGCUUCCUCAAACAUGGGACCGCUUCUGCCCCUCCCCCACCAACUGCCGUUGUGAUUUUCAUCAUUGCCAUUCUAUUGGAAGUGUUCUCCCUCAUCAUCUCUAUUAGAAUGGCAUUUUUCCUUGAGGAGGUAAUGACUUGUACUAAGCACCUGCUGGAGGUGAUAGCUGGUUGGUUCCCUCGGCAUUUCAUUGGCGCAGUCCUGGUCUCUCUCCCAGCCCUCGCAGUUUAUUCACAUUUUACCCCUGAAUUUGAAACAAAUAUUCAUUAUACCAUGUUUAUGUGCUCUGCAAUUCUGAUCACCAUUGUGCAAUACUGUAAUUUUUGCCAGCUAAGCUUCUGGAUGAGAUCAUUACUAGCAACAAUUGUUGGAGUUGUGCUUGUCAUUUUACUCUAUGUCUCUUUGCAUCCCGACAGUUCCAUAGAAAUAUCCCACUUAGAUGCUGUACAGAAUUUCAGUUCCAGGAAGAAUCCAUGCAACACUUCAAUGCCAAAUUUCAACAAAAAACCAGCAGACCUAAUUGGUCAGGAAGUGACACUCGUUUGCUUUCUCCUGCUUUUAUUGGUCUGGUUCCUGAAUCGAGAGUUUGAAGUCAGUUACAGGCUUCACUAUCAUGGAAAUGUGGAGGCUGAUCUUCACCGAACCAAAAUUCAGAGUAUGAGAGAUCAAGCUGACUGGUUGCUAAGAAACAUUAUUCCUUAUCACGUGGCAGAGCAACUGAAGGUUUCCCAGAGCUACUCUAAAAACCAUGACAGUGGAGGAGUAAUCUUUGCCAGCAUAGUUAACUUUAGUGAAUUUUAUGAAGAGAAUUAUGAAGGAGGUAAGGAAUGCUACCGAGUCCUAAAUGAACUGAUUGGGGACUUUGAUGAGUUGCUGAGCAAACCAGAUUAUAAUAGCAUUGAGAAAAUUAAAACCAUUGGGGCCACAUAUAUGGCAGCCUCAGGUCUGAACACCUCCCAGUGUCAAGACAGCAACCAUCCACAUGAACAUUUACGAACCCUUUUUGAAUUUGCCAAAGAAAUGAUGCAAGUUGUGGAUGACUUCAACAACAACAUGCUCUGGUUUAACUUUAAACUUAGAAUUGGCUUUAACCACGGACCCCUCACUGCCGGGGUUAUUGGCACCACAAAAUUAUUAUAUGAUAUUUGGGGAGAUACCGUGAAUAUUGCCAGCAGAAUGGAUACUACUGGAGUUGAGUGCCGUAUACAGGUGAGUGAAGAGAGCUACCAUAUCUUGAACAAGAUGGGAUAUGACUUUGACUACAGGGGGACAGUAAAUGUGAAGGGAAAAGGUCAAAUGAAAACCUACCUUUAUCCAAAAUGCAUGGACAGUGGUAUUGUGCCACAUCACCAGUUAUCUAUAUCACCAGACAUUCGAGUUCAAGUAGAUGGCAGCAUUGGACGGUCUCCAACAGAUGAGAUUGCCAACUUGGUGCCUUCUGUUCACAAUUCUGACAAGACAACUUAUGGUUCUGAUAGUAAUUCACAUUCUAAGGAUGUUCAACUAUCUUCCAAGAAGUCUCGGAAAGAUCCCAUAAAAACAGAAGAAAGGUGUAGAUUUGGCAAAGCCAUAGAAAAGAGUGACUGUGAAGAAACAGGAAUUGAAGAAGCCAAUGAGCUAACCAAGCUAAAUAUUUCAAAGAGUGUAUGAUGCAGCCACAAAGAGCUAGCUGCAUGAGGUGCUCUAUCCAUAGAAACACAAUAAUAAUUGCAAUUUGGCUGUUUUUCUUUUCAAGAGACACAUUUCCAGUGCCUAGGUGUUAUGUUGUCAUUUAAACCCUAACUUCUAUAUGGAUCACAGAUGUUCAGGGUUCAUUUUCAUCCAUCUCUUUCCCCUCCCUGAAAAGCUUCCCACCUCUUUCUGUAAUUAUCUUUCAGCAGUGUGGAGGAUAAUAAGUGCCUUCAGGUAUAUUUCUUGGCCUUGAAGUCUAGGUACAGAGGCCAUUGGUGAAAUCAUGGCUUUGGGUAUCAAUUGCAUUUUGAAACAAAAGCUGUGGUUAAGAUAUCAUUUUUAUUGUUGUUUCUCACAAGACACUUUUUUUGGCUAAUACAACUCUUUGAGAUUUGUUGAUUUCUUCGUGUAUAUAUAAUAGUGUUUUACAAUCAUCAUCUGACCUUUCUAUGUAAACACAUUUGCAUUUAUGAAAUUGAUAUAAAAGUGCCAAUAAUGUACUGAGAAGGGAUGUUAAAGGAAAGGGAAUAAUGUGUAGUGAGCUGGGAAAGGCAUUGAUUCCACAGUGGCUUGUCCUUUAGAUAAAGCCUAUAACAUAGCUGUGGUGAUUCCAUACUCUUUUACAAAUGCUUUGAAAACACACAUAUGCCAUUGUGUGUCUUGAAUGUGCCACUUUCCUUAUACUCAGUGGUUUUCAGACUUCAUCUGCUUUCAGGGCAACCUUCAAAAUACAAAUAGGUAACAAAGCAUCUUCGGUCUGGGCCAUCAAGUAUCAGAGAAGCCAUUUUCACUUUAGUGAAUCCCUAUUCGUAAAGGGAUCUUCAAGUUCAAAGUUAGUGUCUUUGAAGUAUGUGUGUUUAAGAGAGGAACUUAAAUGUCUUAGGAUUGCAUUUAUUUAUUUAUUUAUUUUCAAUAAAUGUGAUUAGGUUGGAAAUGGGUUUGGGGUUAGGGGUCUUGAUAGAGGGAAAUAGAUUUUGUUUGCAAAGAAUAUAUUAUAACAAUAAUCAGAUGUCCGUUAGUAUUUCAGCCACUUAGCUACCAACCACUGUGAGGACGUUGAGCAGUAUUUACAUCAAAACACAUGUGGGUUCCAAGUCAUCAGAUGCAUGUUGAAUCUGAAAAUCCCAGCUUCCCAUUUUGUAUGGAACACUACUCCUGCCCAGUGCCCUCCAGCUUUGUGUUGUGGUACAGUGUUGCACUCUGGCAUUCUUGGGGCUUUGCGCUUGCCCUCUUUACUCACAGCAGGUAUUGAGAUCAAAAUACUUUCUCUGUUCCAUUUAAGGAUGUAUAUAGAAAGAGCUUUUACCUUGAGCUAAGAAGCACAGGAACUGGUUACCAAUAUCAGUACUCUCUUUGUUUAGAAAAAUUGGAACCAUUUCUUCUUUUCUUUAUUAUUUCAGACCAAAUGAUCUGUUGAGGGGAUGAAAUAUGUUCUUCUAAGCUAGGUCUUACCUGUUUUUGAUAGAAAGAGUUCUUUCACUAAAAUAGAAGAUGAAAUAAUUUGUACAAAAAAUGAGUUGAUUUACCUAAGAAAAUAUGGGAAAUGUCCUUAUGUAGUCAUAUUUAAUUAUUUUACUCCACCUUGAGUUCACAAUUCCUUAAGAACUGAACUCAGAUUAUAGUUUCCCUAAUAGCUAUUAAUACUUCUGAGGUAAUACUAAAAUAAAGCUCAUAAAAUAAUUUGAGAAAGCUACUUCUAUAUUUAGUAUUCUAUAUGUGAUUUACCAUCAACAUGUCAAUCUAUUUAAGCCCUAUCAUAACUGCCUUUGCCAGGUCUAUGGUUCUCAUAAUGUUGUUCUCUACUGAGUGAAAUGUUGAUUAUGAUCAUCUAAUUCACAGCUCAGGUUUAAACAUAAAGAACACAAAGAUGGGUACCCACUAGUACAGUUUUAUAUCCAUAAUGUUUAUUUUGUAGGGCAAUAACAUCAUUAUCAAUAACGGUAAUAUUUUCCUUCAGGUUUUACCUGUCAAUUUGUUGGUCUUCCACUAUUGAAGGAAGUAUAGUUGUUCAAAUACCUCUUGCCUGUAAAGAAUGUAUUCUUCAAAAAAAAUGCAGAAUUUAUUUUUAUUUCUUAAGAAAUAGUAAUAAUAAAAGACUAUAAUUUAUUGAUGAAUUGCUGAUCUACUUUGGUAAAGGAAGCUUCCACAAUCCCUACAUGGAUGGCAUCACAAGUCCAGACCAAUAAUAUUAUAAUAAUAUAAAAAGAAGAAUAACACAUCUAUAUAAGAUUUUCCUCACAAACACCCCAUGCCGUAGGUAGUAUUAGUUUGACUAUUCCUAUUGAUGGUGAGAAAACCAAAGAGCAGAGAGAUUAAAUCACCUGCCCAUGAUUGUUACAUAGAAUGUAAAGUAGGAUUCAAACCUAGAUCACUCAACUCCAGAUCUAGCGUUCUUUCUGUCCAUCAUAUCAUACCACCUUUCAAGCUAAGUGAUAUCUUCCUUCUCUUUGGAAAUAUUCUCCCCUUGAGGCCAUUUUUCUUCUCUCAAUAUUAAAGACUAUGAAUAUCUUAAUCUCCUUCCUCAUUCAUGAGGCUGUAAAGUCUCUGCUGUAACUAGUAGCUAAAACAGUUGGUUCUCUUAAGUUCUACCCACUGUAACUGCUUGAAUAAUCAUAAUAUGCCCUAGCAAAUUAUUUCUCUUUGUGUUUGUUGUUCUAUUUUCCAACAGGUUUCCUUUUCAUAAAGAAACCAGGGGUAGUGGAAAGAGUGUUAGAUGGCGAAUAAGGAUAAAACUAGGUCUGAAUCCCACCUCUGCCAUUAGCUGUGUGUUUGUGCAUCACACAAGUGCUCUGAUCUAUAAAAUGAAGAUAAAUGAUACCAAUAGUACUACAUAAUGGGACCAUUAUGAGAAUCAAAUGAGACAAUGUGUGUAAAGCACCUUGCAAAACUAAAGCACUAUAUCUCAGCUAGUAUUACUUUUACAAAAAGGUUUUUUUCAUUAUUAUUCAUGACUAUGUGAAACUAGUGACCCACAAAUAUAGGAUACAUUGUCACCAGGUGGUCUGGGGCAGUUUGAUAUCAACAGAGAGUAAAAAGAAGAUUUGCUCUAAAAGUUUAAAACAAUGUCUUCCAGCAAAGUUAUUCUGAGCCUACUUUAAUAGCCAGUCUGAGCAGCUUUUCCACGUCCCAAGUCACUGUUCUCUUACACAGAACAGAAACCUUAGCUUACUUACCUCAUUAGGUCACCACACAAUCUAUAGAGUGAAAGCCUUGAGGCUAAUCCUAUUGGCAUGAGCAAAUCCUUCCUAUAGGACAGCAUGCUUCCAUACUUUGAACCGAAGUGCUAGGAGCUAUUCUUUCAUGGGCUUUGGGCUUUGGUGUGCUUAGAAUUAUGCCUUAUGAAUUUCACAUCAGAAGCAAUAGCUUCUGAAUGUGUGCCAACAGCUGUUGAUGAUUGCAUUUGAUAACCAUUUUCCUCUUUGCCCCAAGUCAGAUAAGGUGUAGAAUCAAAGCCAGAAGGGAGAUCAGGGAUCCCCUAAUCCAACCUUUCUUUUUAUAAAGAUGAUGCCUAAAGCUCAAGAGUCACAUGGUUAGUAAGUGGCAGAGUAGGACCUGAAAGCCAGGUCUCCUGAUUCUUUCCACUAUCCUAAGCUGUCUUAUCUAAGGAUUUUAAUGGGUUUCCCUUAGUGUGAAUAGAUGCAGCAUUUUUCUCUUUAAAAACUUGAUUUUUUUCUUUUACAAAUUGAAAGACAGUAAUAAAAUCCCUGAAUAGAUCAAAUAUUUUCCAAAAUUAAAUCCAGAACACCUCUAGGUGACUUGAUGAACUUUAGAACUUCUAUCUUGAAUUACAUGCCUCAACAAGACAUGGAAAACCAAAAGACAGUAUGUUUCACACUUUACACAGAUUGGCCAUGAGAUUCACAUUUUUUCUAAAAACUUCCUUGUGCAUUAUAGAUUUUUGAGGUAAGAAUGUCAAAGAAACAUCAAAUGUUUCCAAAAUUAUGCUAUGCCUUGAACCUGCAUUGCAAUCAACACAAAUAAAUUCUUUUUUGGCUUUUGCAUAUGUAUUUUUAAAAAUCAUCCUUAUUGUGUCCAAAUUAAUCCCCUGAAGAAACAUACAUUCAAAAUACACUUAAAUCUAAAUAUUCAGAACCUGCUAUGUCUUCCUUGAAGUAACUGGUGCUAUGCUGAGCAUUAAGACAAUAUUCUUGCACUUUCUGCUCUCUGUGGCUGAAACACCAGAUAAUUUUACCCUUCACUACUUAAAAAGUAUUCUAUAAAGAAGAUGACAAAAAUGUUUGUGUAUCAAAGAAUUUUUUGUUUUGUUUUACUUUUAAUAGACUUACUAUAGUUGGCAUUGGCCAGAGGAUGUUUUAUUUCUAAAUGCAUUUUUAAAAACAAUAUUUGUAUAACAUGUUACACAAGAAAAUAAUACCUGUGACAUCAUUUCACUCCUUCUUCCUAACCCUUCACCCCAUCCCCACCCAAACAAUAACAGUGGUUCACAUUUACCUAAGGCUGUAAAGUUUCCAAGGACUUCACAACAAUCCUAUGAGGUGGGUCAUACAAAUAUUAUUAUCUUCAUUUUACAUUUUAGGUAACUGAGACUCAGGGGGAUUUCAAUAGUUUUCCAUAUUCACAUAGCUGGUAAGGAGCAGUCAAGGUUUGUAUCCAUGUAAGCUAAGAAUGAUUUUAUUCACACUUAUUCAUACUCUAAGGAAAAAAUGAAAACUUCGAGCCAAAUAUAGCCAGGCAUAGUAUAGCAUUCCAUCCCCUUACAAAUUCCUCUGUGAUAUUUUCGUAAGCCUUUCUCUGGUGAGCUAAUAAACACUUACUGAAGACCCAGUGUGUGCAAAGAGCUUUUAGGUGCUGGUCCAAAGAACUAAAAAGUAAAAAUAGGGUCAUGCCUUUAGGUCUUGAAUAUUUGAUUGGAGAAAGAAGACAACCAAUUGAUCAUCCUUUGAACACUCAACAUCUUAUUUGUUGAUAAUGGCAGAGAUGAAACCUUUCCUAAGACCCUUUUCAGUUAGGCCUUUUAAAAUGUUAUUGCAGAAGAUGGCAAUAAGCUUUGCUCUUGCUUCCAUUCUGGUUUACAAGUCUGUUAACCAGAAAAUCUCAUAAAAGAUUUGGAGAGAGAGCCUAUGAUUUGGGGUAGACCUCAUUCAUCAUUCCUUCUUUAUUAAUCUAAAAUUUAUUUUCCUUCAUAUUUAUGCUUUUUCCACUACUAAGAAAAACAAAACACCCUACUACUCUUUUAUCCCAAAACCUAGCACAGUGCCUUAUACAUAGUAGGUGCUUAAUAAAGCUUUGUUUAAUUUCAUUUAUCCCACUUAAAACAUAAAGCCAAGGAACUAGAAAAAAAGGUAAUUAAGAAAAAGCAUACAUGCAUAUAUUUAUAUAUGUGUAUAUAUAUUAUACAUAUAUAUUUGCUAAAGUUUAAGUCCCCAAAAUGUCUAUAUCUGUAAAAAAUUUCCUUGUGAAAAAUGCUUUGCUUCAAAAACUGACUUCAAGUUCCUUUGAAAGAAUAGAAAAUAAAGUCUAUCCUAAAUAAUAAUUUUUGGAAAAUUCUAAUUAUUGCUGUUCCACUAGUAUAAACUAAAUUAAGAAAAUCAUGACACCAAAUAGAAAUAAUUUGUGGUUUUUCUUCUGAUUAAACUUAAACUGUUAUACUUUUAUCUCAGUCAUCUAAAUGCUUAAAGAGCUAAAAACCAGAACUUGGCAGUACUUUACUCAAAAUCACAGUAGGAAAUUAGUCAAAGUUUUUCCAGUAGGUGAAAGAUGAAGUCAGAUAAUGUGGCCAUUCUUUGUAUUCAGAAUACUAAAUUUAGUAAGGAGGCCUCAGUUUAUCUAACAAAUUAUAGAACAGCUAGCUAGAAACUAUAUUCAAAAUGUAUUUACUAUUAAAGCAUCCUAUGGUCUACUAAAGAAAAUGCAGAGUUCUUUGCAUUUACUAAGUGAAAAUUGUCUACUUGUUAGCUUUCUUGACAGUGGUCUAAUAUCUACUGUAUCAUCUAAUAGCAGAUUCAAAAUCAUUUUUCUUCUCAUAGAGCUGUGGUUAGUCUUGUAGGAUUUAUUGCAUAACAAAACAGCAAUAGAUAAAGAAUGUUUAAUGGAACCAGUGCCACCAAAAUUAAGUUGAGGUCCACGGUAAUAAAAGAGCACAUUUCACAGUUUUACACAUAAGCCAUAACUUUAUUUAAAGCCAAAUCUCUCUUGAAGAGGUGCAGUAUAUGACCUGUGAGCUAGAUGGAUUUUUUUAAAAUAGUGAAAAUCUUUUAGGAAAAAUGUUUCUUCUUGCUAAGGGCUUCCCUCCUUUCUAAGACACUAUAAUUGAAUUAUAGCAGUCUCUGCUUUGCCUAUAAAGGGCAUAUUUCACAUCCAGGUUUCCAGCAAUGUUUGAGUACCAGCAAUAUGAUUAUAACAUUCCUAUCAGUAGUUUGAGUUCACAAGCUCCUGAUAGGUUAUAUCAUUAGUUUGUUUUGAUAAUCUGUGAUCAUUACUUUUUUAAAGUACUCUUCUUGGGCAUCUUUAAUCAGUCUUGGGGAAAACUUGAAGAUAAUUCAAACUAUAUGUAAUAAAUAUUAUUCCCCCAGAAAUUAUUAAGCAGCAUUCUCUUUUUCAUCCCAUGUCCAUCAUGUCCAAUCACUUGAUUGCCAAAGAAAAAUUUGUGUCAUGUAAGCUAGGAGAGAAAGUAGUAAUUCUAAAGGGAUACAUAUGGCAGACCUACACAACUCUUUAAAAAAAAAAAAGUGGUAUUACAAUGCCAUCUCAGAAAUUACAGAGGAAUUGUACUAUGGACAAAACCAAACUGUGCCAACCACUUUCAUGCCUUCUUCAACACAACUCAUCUAUAACCACUUCUUAUACAUCCCCUUCCCAAUCAUGCAGCUAAACUUCUCAAAUUUGACUCUUCUAGUACUAAGCCUUUUUAACUUUAAUGAGACAGACCCAAUACUAGAGCAGAGAUUCUGUGUGCUUAAUAAGAAUUCUGAGUCUUCUUAUUAUGCCCUUCCACUUGUUCUCUUUUGAGUCCUACCCUAGGUAUUCUACUCUGAACAACAAAACAAAAUUUCAAAUAUGCACACUCCAUACCUAAGGAAAUAUUUAUGCCAAAAGUGAGUAACAUCCAUCGUUGACUUCUGUUUCAGCAAGGUAUUUGGCAACAUCCUCAAAAUAUUCUUAUAGACAAGAUUGAAAGGUGUGACCUAGAUGAUAGUGAUUCUGAACUGGUGGAAUGACUAGCACCAAAGGUUUAGUUUGUCUUGGAAACCAAAGACAAUCAUUAAAGGAUUGUCAACCAACUUUCAUGUUCUCUUAUAGGAUGUCCCAAGACUCUCUCCUGGCCCCUGUUUUUUGUUAAACCUUUUAAACAAUGAUUUGUAGGAAAUCAUAAGUGGAAUGUUGAUCAAGUUUAUGGAUUAAGUUUGUGGAGCUGGAGGAAUAGCUAAUAUAUUACAUAAUUGAUUCAGGAUCUGAAGAAAUCUCAACAGGCUAGAAUAAUGGUGCCAGUCUAAUAAGCAAGACCUCAGCUGCUCAAAUCCAAUGGGGGAAAUGUGCCUAAACAAGAAGUUAUGUGUAAAUGAUAGUGGGAUGUUAGUGAACUUCAAGGCUAUAGUAGUAUAACAUAAUGGGGGCAGGGAGAGAUAUCUAAUGUGACAUCAGGCUAUGUUAAUUAAGUAUCAUGUCCAGAACUAAGUAGUGAGAACUCCUUUUUCUGUUCUAGUUAUAUGGAAUAUUGUAUUUGGUUUUGCUUACCAGACAGACAAGCUGUAACUUGUCCAGAAGGGGGCAACCAGAGUAGUGAGGGGAACUGAAAAACCAUGUCCCACAGUAAUCUAAAAACAUUUAGCCUGGAGAAGACUUGCAGAGCAUCCAAUGAAACAUGAUAGCUGUCUUCAAAUAUUUGAAGAGUAUUUGUAUGGAAACAAGAGUAAACUUGUUCUGCUUAGCACCUGAGGAGCAGAACUGGAAACAAUGGAUAGAAGCUGCAGACAGACAAAUUUUGGUUUGGUAUAAAGAAAUCUUCCUAAUAAAGGACUCCUAAUAAAGCCUUCCAGAAAUGGAAAGAGCUACCUCAGAUGGAAAGGUAUUACAUAUCACUGGAGGUCUUUAAGCAAAAGCUGAUGACCACUUACAGAAUUUAUGAAGUGAUUUCCUAUUACAUCUAAUGAGUUGGACUAGAAUGUCUGUGGGAUCUUUUCCAACUCUGAGAUUCUAUGCUUCUAUUUGAGAGACAGAAUGUUCUUUUGACAUCAAGAAACUUUUUCUAUUCUAUAAACAGAGAACUCAUAAAAAUAUUCCUGUGCACAAGAUAAGCUUAUAUUUGUAGAGUACCUUUUCCCCAAGGAACUUUUUUUUCUUUUUUACUUUUCUUUCCUCUGAUAUGCCUGUGAAGUACUUAGGGAAUAAGCAUUCACUCAAUUAACAAAUUAAAAAACAGGCUUAGAAAUUAAGUGACUCAGGAUUGCCCAUUGAGUCACCACCUCAAGCUUUGUAAGAUAUUAAUAUCCAAUAACUCCAAGUAUUAUAUUUUCUAAGAUUUAUUAGUAAUCAUUUGAAGUAGAAGAAAAAGAAGUACAAAGCUUAAGUAUGACCACGUGAAUAAAAUUCUCCUGCCUGGCUCUCACCCAACCUACAACCACAUUCGUGGGAGCUGAGAAUGUAAGAAAGAAGAGCUACAUCAAAAUAUAUCCUCCCUAUUUUCUCAUGUAAUGUGAGAAAGAAAAUGGGAAGCUGGGAAAGAGAGUUCUGGAGAGAAAAUUCUAAUUACACAAUCCCCCCUGUGAUUCCAUUGGAAACGAGCAUGUAGAAAUCUCCCAGAUUUACAUGCCUAGUUUCCUCAAUGAAUCAGUACACAUAACCAACUUAUAUCUCUAUAUUGCAAUAUUGUACUUUAUAAGGAGAAAUUUCAAUAGCUCUUCCCACCAUACUACACUGCUUGUAUUUGUGGCAUGAAAACAACUACUUGCCAAAUAAACUAAUUACCAGGCAUCCUUUCUUUAUAGCACAAUAGCUGAAAAUCCAGUUGUGGUAGUAGUCUGACAUGAUACAUUCAUAAUUGUGGGAAUAGAAAUGAGUUCAGCAAGAGAUAAAAUAUAAUUUCCCACCUGAGGGUUGUGCCUCUGGUUUUAAUAUUUUUUUUGGAAGACAAAUCAUUUAAACAACAAAUAUACUAUUGAAGUUACUUUUUCUCUAAGUGUUUUUUUUUUGUUUUGGUUCAUUAUUUCUUAAUAGAAACUUCCUAGAAUUAUUGAAAUGUACCUGACUUUUGAAUCUCAUGAAAUGGUGACCACAUAUUAACAACAGAAAAAAAAAACAAGGAAAAGUCUCAAAAUGCCUGUGAACAUGUUUGUGCCUUAAAAGGCAGGAGUAUUAAAUACAGAUAAUUUCCCAGAUUCUUUCAUUCCUUGUCUCUGUACAGACAACAACUGCUUUACAAUAUUUUUAUUUUCCUAUUUGUAAAAUACCUUUUAAAACUUUUUUUGUUUAUAAAAUCAUAGUAGGCUCAAACCAGGAGAGAGAACAUAAUGAGUUAUAAGAAAUUAGCUGUUCAGAUUCCAGUUAUCAUUAUUUUGGAAAUUUAUGAGAAUUCAUAACAGUUCUCUUUAGUUCUAAACUAGCAGCUUCUUUCCAUAUACAAACCCUACUUCUGCCUACAUCCACAGCAAUAUUCCCUAGAUCUAUAGCAUCAAUGCAAACUUACCAUGUGUUAUAAGGGCCCUAAUAGUGCCAACUUUUUCAUUCAGAGACCUGCACUAUUUCAUUUGCUGAAAGUGACCUCUUGCUUAUUAUGCUUCUCUCUGAAGUAUAGAAAAGCAAUCAUACAAGCACCAAAUCAAGGGCUGCCAGUCUCCUGUGGUCUUUUGUGUUGCUCAUUGGGCAUCAUGAUUUGUUGCACUUUGCCCAACCUGUACUCCAAGUCCCCAAACCACUUACAAACUUUUGGGUCCCUGUAUGGAGACUGAAGUUGAGACCCAGACCAAGUUGGAAAGCUCCGAACCCCACAGUUCUCCAUAUAAACCCCAUAUGGGUCUGUGUAGAGAGGAAUUCUCAAGUCUGUUUAGCUGAAACUUACUCCUAGGAGUGAGCCAGGCACAGAAACAAGCCCCUCUCUACCUGCCUCUACCCUGCCUCAGUUAGCAGCAGACCAGAAUGGAUUUCCUGAUCCAACAAUACCACUCAAGAAUGCAUUUUCCCACAGGAGAAUUUUUAGGUUUUUGUGAAGUGGCCCUGCAGUUCGAGGGGUGUAAGUUUAAGAAGUCAGAACCCUUGGACAAGAAAGCAUCCAAAGUUUGCAAUUUAGCCUCAGGUGACAAAGGGCCAUUUCACAGCUGGUUUGUUUAGGGGUUCGGGGUUUUUUUGGCAAGCCUAGAUCCCUAAAGUUCUACAGUUCCAAUCACAUAAAGCCAUCUUACUGUGUAUGAAGAGUAGGGCUUCUUAUAAUAUCCUCUUAACUUAACAUUAUAAUAUUCAAUUUAAGCAGUAAUAAGAAAUACAUAAAUAAGUAAUAAAUUAAAAACCAGAGCCUUAACUACUUUACACAUCUCUUAAGAUAAGCCCAAUGUUACUUUGGAAUUUAACAUUCCCUAAAUUUAAGAAGAAUUCAUAUGCUAUUCAAACCCUGAUUUCUUUAUGGUUAUGUACUUCUGGGGUAUGAGGCUGAAUGGCAAUUAAAACUCUAUUUUAUCAACCCAGAUACCAUUAUACUCAUACCAAAGGUCAUUUUGUGAUUCUUGUUGUAUGUUACAUAUGAUAUGCGGAAUCCUGGCAUGUACAAAAUGAGAAAUAUCAUCAAUGCAUCAUUUCACUGAGAUCUGGCAUGAUCAACUGGAAUGUCUUGAGAUUUAAUACUGUUUUAUGUUACUCCAAAGUUGUAUUCUCUGACAGUAAGUGGGAAUGAUUGUCAUCCUCGAUCAAGCAUUUGUUUAAUUUGUGGUUGACUAUAUGUUGGGUACUGAAACUGAUAUCAUCGAUGCCAGAGAAUCUUCAGCCAUGAAGACAGCCAUUGCUGGUCAGGAAAUGCAGAAAGAAAUAGGAAGAAAAAUGUCAUAUGUGGAAUAUGAAGAACCUUUCAAUUCUAAAAGCAAUGCUAGUUUUCUUUUUAAAAAAGAAAAUCUCGUUUUGUAGAAAUUGUAGUUAAUGGUCUUUUCUCAUUUUCCCAUUCCCAGCAAAUCCUUUUCUCACUCUUUCUCACCCUCUCAUCCCCUUUGCCGAAGGUCAGAAAACACUGCUGAUGGGAAAUGUUGAAACUUCACUUCAUCUGGGGGAGGGGGAGGCCACUUAGGAGCUAACUGUAAAAAAAAAAAGACAAACAAAAAAAAAUAUUUAUGCUUUGUCAACAACCAAAGCCAAGAAGAAGUUGUAUCUGUGAACUAUUAAGCUAUAUCUGUAUAUAGAAUAAACACACCAUGAUCUUUGACUCAUCACUACAGACCUUGUAACCAAUUGUAUACUAUAAUGUUUUACUGUAUUGGAGAAAAUUUCACACUAUAGCUAUAGAAAAGCUGGGAAAAUAAUUUAAAAUACAGUGUAAUUAACAUGAAA
Molecule: messenger RNA, 16120 nt
Organism: Monodelphis domestica (gray short-tailed opossum)
Lineage: Eukaryota; Metazoa; Chordata; Mammalia; Didelphimorphia; Didelphidae
Gene: ADCY9
Product: adenylate cyclase 9
Biological process (GO): adenylate cyclase-activating G protein-coupled receptor signaling pathway; intracellular signal transduction; cyclic nucleotide biosynthetic process
Cellular component (GO): plasma membrane
Molecular function (GO): adenylate cyclase activity
Source: RefSeq, a predicted model, not a curated record